This is a messenger RNA of Rotaria sp. Silwood1, 1454 nucleotides long. NCBI's taxonomy places the organism in Eukaryota, Metazoa, Rotifera, Eurotatoria, Philodinida, Philodinidae. The record is from the annotation of a GenBank genome assembly.
AUGACAGCAUGUAGAAGUGGUAUUAGUCAAAAUGAACUUGAAGAUGUUCUUUCACUUGAUGAUGAUGUACUUAAAAGUGUUUUUGAACAUUAUAUACCACCUGUUCGACGUUUACCAGGAAUUUUAUGGACACGAAUUCGAAAUGAUUUAGAUGAAUAUAUUACUGAAAAAGAAGUUGAUGAUGCACCUGUUAUUUAUUGGUAUCAUCGUCGAUUUAUUGAAGUAGCGCGAGAAUUAUACAUAUCAAAUUUAACUGAUACAGAUCGAAAAAUAAUUUUUCAGAAUGUUGUUGAUUUGUUUAAAGAAACAUGGAAAGGAAAAAAUAAACCAUUUAAAAUUGAUGAUCCUAAAUUAGUUAAUAAAUAUAAAUUAGAUGAAUCAGCUGGUGAAAUUCAAGCAAACCGUUUUACAACAUCACAACCUGUUGAAUUUAUUGAUGUUGAUGGUCGAAUACAAUAUAAUAAACGAAAAUUAAACGAAUUACCUCAAUUUUUAAGUAAAUUAGCACCUGAUAUAGCAGUUCCAAUUGCAGCUGAAGAAAUCCUUUUUAAUUAUUCAUUUAUGCAUGCUAAAUUUAGUUGUUCAUCAUUUCUUGAUAUUCAAAAUGAUAUUGAUCAGUUUGAAAAUAUAUCAUCUUAUAAAUCAUCCGAUGAAGUUCGAAUGGCUCAAAAAGAACUUUCAAUUCUUCGAAUGGCUUAUUUAUUAUUUGGUCUUUUACUUAAUGAAUAUCCAGAUAAUUAUGCAUUUGAAUUAACAUCACGUUUAGUAAUAUUAUAUGGUUUAAAAACUAAUAUAACUAAUUUAUUAAAACAAUGUGAUGAACAAAGUCCACGUCAUUGUGCACUUAUUGUACCAUAUUGUCAAAUACAACCACCAGGAAAUGGUUUACUCUAUUCAAUGAAUAAACAUACAAUGCCUGUCGUUGAUUUAGAUUUCACAAAUAAUCAAAUGGCAGUUAUAUCAUUAUCAAAUAAAAUAAUUGUUUUUAAUAUGGGCACAUUUAAUACAGCAGUAGACAUUAAAUUACCUAAAUUAAAUGAACCUUAUUUAAAUUCGACAACACUACCAAAAAUGAUUAUUCGUCAUACAAAGGAAGAUAAUACUAAUAAUGAUUCCGAUGAUUCUGAUAAUUCUUCGGAUUCAGACAAUGAUGAAGAAAAAUUUAAACAAUAUGUUUUUUUUGUUAAUUCAUUUCAUCAUGUUUAUCUUGUAUCAAGUCAUGGUGAUAUUAAAUUUCAUCGAACAUCAAUAAAAGGAUAUUCAACUGUUGAAAUAAUUAAUAAUAAACGUGGUUUAUGUAUACUUGUUGAAAAAAAUUCUAAUACUGUUGAAUGUUGGAGUUUAGGAGAAAAUAAAUUAUUUUCUAAAAUUGAUUUAUCAUUAACAUCAUCAAUUAAAACAGUUUUACAUUCUAAAUUAAGUUCAUCAUUAAUUAGUAUUGUUCUUUAUGAUGG